Messenger RNA from Paramecium octaurelia, 1512 nucleotides. The record is from the annotation of a GenBank genome assembly. NCBI's taxonomy places the organism in Eukaryota, Ciliophora, Oligohymenophorea, Peniculida, Parameciidae.
AUGAAGGAAAAGUAGGAGUUUUAACUUUUUUAUCAAAUUUCCCUCUUGCUAGGUCUCUAUUUCAAAAAUUUUAAAUAAGGACUUCAAGAAUUAUGUCUAACAUAAUGGAUGCAUGAUAGUACUUUAAUUUGUGCAUUCUCAAAAAAGGGGUGCAGACGAAUAGAAAUUUACUAUGAGGAUUAGAAUUCAUUGUUGUUAUCGAAUAUGUUGAGAUCUCUGAGGGCCUCCAUGGUAGCUUGGGAGUUGCUUGGUAAUUCUUUGAAAUUGGUAAUCAUAAUAAUAGAUAUUUUCAGUUUAUUAAUUUUGAGAAAUCGAAUAAUGUUUUUUAUGUUUCAUCAAGAAAUGGUAAGGUUAACAAUUUAAGCGAAGAGAAAAAUGAAUUGGAAUUAAAUGCUUGUAAAUAUGAAGAAGAUUGUAAUUAAGUUAUAUAGUAUAAUAAUAAUUAUUCAAAUAUUUAUAAACAAAUAUUAGGAGAGAUGAAGGCUGCUUGUCUAUUUUACAAUUAAAAAAGUAAUAGUUACCUAUUUAUUUUAGCAUAUCUUGGACCAACAAUAUUUGUGGUGCUGCAAAUUGGUUUGCAUGUAUGGGCUUACAAGGAAUUCCUAUUGUAUUAUUACAUUUUUGGGUUGUUAUAUUAAUGAACUAUCAACUAGACCUUUCAUGUUCGCUACAUGUGGAUUGUAUUUUAUAGUUCGAAUCAAAGAUCCUGGAACUAUUCCAAUAGUUAAAGUAGAAAUUCCACUUGAGAACAAUCAAAUUGAAGUAUAGAUUGAAAAUAACGUAAAAAGAGAAGUACUUAAUGCUUAAGCAAAUGAUGAAUCUAAUGGUUAGAUUUCACUAGAUCAAUUCAAAGAUGGUCCGGACAACGACAACACAAUUUAAAAGUAAAAUAUAAUAUCAUAUAAUAUUUAGAUAUUACCCCGAGUAACAGUAAUAACAGCAAGCUGAUAAUCAGCACAUCUUAUCGGGUAGAGGAAUGCUUUCAUCCCCUUCAUCCGAAUAAGCAAAAAUAAAUACUCCAAACAAACAAACCUGUAUAAGCACUUCAAACGCAGUAAGUCCUCCAACUUUAGCAGCAGAAAAGAGAUUUUGUAUGCAAUGCUUAAAUGAACAACCUAUGAGAGCCAAACACUGCCAAUAUUGUAAGAAAUGUAUUCCAAUGUUUGAUCACCAUUGUCCUUGGAUUGGCAUUUGCAUAGGGGAAAAGAAUAAACUGAUAUUUCUGAUCUAUUUAUUUGUCCAAAUUGCCCAGUUGAUUGUGGGCAUAAGAAUCUCAGUUCAAAAUAUUGGAUUAUUGGUGGUAAUGGGGAUUAUUGUAAUCUUAUUGAUGACUCUAUUUGGAUUUCAUACAUUUUAUGUUGCUAAAAAUAUUACGACAUGUAAAGUGAUCAAUAAUAUUAGGGGAAUACUUGAGUUGGAAAAGAAUUUCGUAUAUCGAUCAAAAUUCAAGAUACCCAUUUGAUAAAGGUGUGCUCAAUAACAUUAGGUUGCUUCUCUAAAUCUCAUGUCAAA